CUCUCUCUAGAUAUAAUACCAAACAAGAUACAAAGUUAUAAUAUGACAUUAACCGAAUUAAUUCCUUGAAAUAGAUGAUAUUUACAACAGAAUGAGUGCACCAAGUGGGGUAACGUGGCCACUAAAAGCAUAUAUGGCACAGAUUAUUACAUGAUGCAUUCAGACCACAUAGCUUCUUACACACCUUAUCCAAACACACCUAGAUUUUGUGGGAGAAACAAAACCAAAGGUGACACACCAUCACAAAAUCAAUAAUCCAAAUUCUUGCAGAAUGGGGAGAUUUUGUCCCAAACAACAUGACCACUUGUGUCACAAUUCUCCCUCCUAAUUCCUCCUCCUCCUCCUCUCCUUCCGUCAACUUAAAAAACUCGUCGUUUCCAUGCCGUGCGCUGACCUACAUCAGAAAUGCCACCAUCUCCAAGCAUGGCCUGAAUAAGCCUUCGUUUCGUCGUCUCCACCAUACCGAUGUUUCCCUUCGAGUUGCAAAUGAGAGGGCAGAAGUAUCUCCUGAUCAAAAAUCAGAGGCUGACAAGAUCGUAGACGGCAUGGACUUUGGCGAACUCUGCAACGAGUUCGAGUGCAUAAGCAGCCCUUUAGUCGAGUCCACGGCUAGGCAACUCGUACGCGACAUUCUCGAGCUUCGACAAGGCAAUCGCGCCCUCGGUAGCUACGCCGUUUCUGUCAAGUACAAGGAUCCGGUUAGGAGCUUCACCGGCAGAGACAAGUACAAGAGACGACUGUGGGCAACCGAUGCACUACAGAAUCCCACUGUGAGUGUGCAGCAGAUGGUGAUGUUAUCAACAAGUCUGCUCAACAUCAAGUGGACUCUGAGAGGGAAGCCCAAGUCUCCGAUUUUUGCCAUCGGAGGCGACUUGACCCUCAAGGUGGACUCCAAGUUCACCCUGAACCAGAUCAGCGGGCAAGUCGUCGAGCACCAAGAGUCGUGGGACACGUCCCAGUCGUCCCCCAUCGCCCAGGCAUACUUUUGGGCCUCACGGCGCCUCUUUGCCACGAUUGAAACUGGAAAAGAUGUCUCCGACUCCAUCAAAGACGUGUCUAAACGCUUCCCCAAAGAGAACAAGAACGUCGAAAUGUAUCCAGAUCCUACCGGCGAUCCAACCAAGUUUUUCCAGCGGGACGACAGCUUCCAGAGAGAUUUCUACCAGGUUGCUCUGUUUCUGGCUGUAGUUUAUUUAGUAGUACAGUUCUUACGGACAACAUUGUAAAUCAUUACAACUCAAAAUCACAAUUUAUGUUAAGACAAUCCAA
Messenger RNA from Salvia miltiorrhiza (redroot sage), 1269 nucleotides. RefSeq lists its product as uncharacterized. Gene Ontology annotation, cellular component: chloroplast. NCBI's taxonomy places the organism in Eukaryota, Viridiplantae, Streptophyta, Magnoliopsida, Lamiales, Lamiaceae. The transcript has 5 exons. The coding region runs from base 297 to 1226 and encodes 309 amino acids. The record is from RefSeq and is a predicted model, not a curated record.